UUUCGAGCAGGGACGAUCGCUAUUCUCAUAAUCGCGUUUCUGCAAAAUGCUGCGGCUAAGGACAGACCGCACAGUAUUGGAAAGUAUCAUGGUGCGGUUGCUACAGACGAUGGACGGUGUUCUAAAAUAGGAAUGAAAAUUCUUCGUCAAGAGGAAACGCUAUUGAUGCGUCUGUGGCCGCUGCUCUCUGUUUGGGCGUUGUGAGUCCUGCGUGGUAUAGGCGGUGGAGCGUUUAUAGUGGUUAAGAUGGCUGGUGGGAAGGAAGUGGCUUAUGAUUCUAGAGAAACUGCUCCUCUCCGUGCCACUGAGAAUAUGUAUGGAGGCAAUCUUGAUCUAAAAAAGAAAGGAGCGUUAUCAGUAGGAGUUCCCGGGGAAGUUGCUGGUCUAUUCACGGCUUGGAAACAUCAUGGAAAGCUACCUUGGAAGCAGUUAGUUAGUCCCGCAAAGGAACUCGCAGCUAGAGGUUUCAAAAUUACAAAGUAUCUCUAUAUGCAAAUGAACGCAACCAGGGACCAUAUCCUAGCAGACAAAGGUCUCUCCGAACUGUUUGUUUCAAACGGAGAGCUCAAGAAACCAGGAACACUUUGCCGGAACCCAAAAAUGGCUUUAACUUUGAGUCAAAUUGCAAAGUAUUGGAUAAUAGAUAUUGGUUUAUUACGGUUUAGUGUUAACCGUAUGGUUUAA
Molecule: messenger RNA, 684 nt
Organism: Raphanus sativus (radish)
Lineage: Eukaryota; Viridiplantae; Streptophyta; Magnoliopsida; Brassicales; Brassicaceae
Product: glutathione hydrolase 1-like
Exons: 2
Coding region: 247-684 (145 amino acids)
Biological process (GO): glutathione catabolic process
Cellular component (GO): plasma membrane
Molecular function (GO): glutathione gamma-glutamate hydrolase
Source: RefSeq, a predicted model, not a curated record